AUGUCAAAUGCCAAUUAUCAAUUCCCACCAUCUUCACCAUUGCACGAUGCUGAAGAGGUGCUCCUUCAUCAUAACAAAGAUCCAUUCGCAUUAACAAAUGGAAAGAAACCACAGUCGUUGGAAGACAACUCGAGACAAUCACGUACUGUUGAGUAUCCUACGCCAAACCCAUCAUCAUCAUUAUUUAGAUCAUCAUCGCCUGCAAGGGAGGAGGCUGGUGUUGAGGGAGGCAAAUUUACCACAAGUAGGCAAAACAAAGACAUCAACAACAUCAAUAAAAAGCGGACAGUUGCUAUUAAUAAGAACUUUAAUAUUUUAAAAUCGGAUACUUCAAUAUUACGAAUCCCAUUUUUGUCAAAUCAUGGUGAGUUUGCCAUUGGUAGAUCGUCUCAAACUUGUCAAUACAAUUUAAAUGCUAAGGAUUCAUUUAUUUCGCGUGCUCAUGUUAGAAUCAACUAUACUCCACAACAAAUGGUUAUCAACUGUGUUGGUGCAAAUGGAAUGGGAAUAGUGAUUCCGAAAACCUGCUUUGUUUACGCAAAACCCAGCAACAAGAAUGAUUACAUUGUUAUUGAAAACACCACUGGUGAACCAUUAUCAACAAAUAAGAGCCUUUCCGAUUCAAUCAAAUUGGCAACUGACUAUUCCCAGUUUUAUAUUCAUAAAGGUGAACUGGUUACCCUACCCCGUAGAUUUGAAAAUGUAUUAUUGGAGAUUUCGAAACUGGUGGUGUUGUUAAACCCCAUGGAUGUUGACGAACCAUUGACUGAUAAUGAUGAGGAAUUGACUGAUGAUGAAGAGUUGGUCUUGAUUAAGAAUAUUGGCAACUCACACAUACACAAGACCGGUACUGAUCACGAUUUGACACCCUUGAAUAAGAUUUUGAGCAGUUCGGUACCUCAAACUCCAUCAAAACCUAAAACCGAUUCAAUCACAAUGAUGCAAUCAUCGCCAAAACAAGGAGAAGAAGAGAUGAACAUGAAUCGUGGUGAACAAGUGGCUCGUGAUGAAGAGGAUGAGGAUGAUUAUUAUCAAACUCCAAGUAAACACCAUCUGAUUAAAUUAAGACAACCCCAACCUGGUAAAACGGUACAAUUCGACAUUUAUUCCAAUAAAGUUGAUGGAGAACCAUCACCUCAUAAACGCAGUUUGUCAAACCCUCUGAAUAUGGUCUUGACUGAUGUUACCAAUACCGAUAAUAGUGGUAACAGCUUCAGACGAGCAUCGUCAGCAGAGCCCCAUACGGAAAAGACAACAACCAACACGAACCGUCAUAAGCUUGAUAAACAUGUAACCAAUGAGAGGAAAGGUUUCAGCAGCGACGCCCACCAGCAGGAGCCAAUGAUAAAAAAGAGAAAGAAACAGAUUACUCGCCAACAAACCCCUGAGCUCGAUAAUUCCGCAUUAUCAUUACCCAACUUGUCAGAAAUUGAAAACAUCCUCGUCAAUCACUUGGCAUUUUCGCGCCUAAGUUCAACCCCAGCAUCUUUUUUGAAUACAAUUUCGGCAGCAACUUCCAAACUCUCUCUUUUACAAGUGAGGUCAAUUUUACAUAAUUUGAAAUGUAUUGGCAUUAUUUAUCGUCAGGGAACUGAUGCCGCUGGGAAACCAUUGGAAGAGGAAUAUUAUUACAUGCCGGAACAAGAUGAUGAUGAAGGUAGACAAAACUUGGUUUCGAAUGUUAAAGGCCAUGGCGGGUUGAGAUCAUGUAGGCGGACUCAUAAGCAAUAUUAUUGGAAGAAACCGGCUCCUAUAAAGAAGUAG
Lodderomyces margitis is the source of this 1764-nucleotide messenger RNA. RefSeq names its product Tos4p (gene TOS4). Gene Ontology annotation, molecular function: protein binding. NCBI's taxonomy places the organism in Eukaryota, Fungi, Ascomycota, Pichiomycetes, Serinales, Debaryomycetaceae. The transcript has a single exon. The coding region runs from base 1 to 1764 and encodes 587 amino acids. The record is from RefSeq and is a predicted model, not a curated record.